This is a messenger RNA of Drosophila mauritiana, 545 nucleotides long. RefSeq names its product vitelline membrane protein Vm26Ab. The record is from RefSeq and is a predicted model, not a curated record. NCBI's taxonomy places the organism in Eukaryota, Metazoa, Arthropoda, Insecta, Diptera, Drosophilidae. The transcript has 2 exons. Bases 39 to 278 code for a protein of 79 amino acids.
UGAGAACCAACAGUUCACAACCAACCCAAACAGCCAACAUGUUCAAAUACUUCGCUCUGUGCCUGUUCGCCAUCGUGGCCUGCGUGUCUGCCAAGCCGGCGGUGCUCGCUUCUCCUCUGGCCUACAGCGCCUACUCCGCUCCCUAUGUGGCCGCAGCUCCUUACUCGGCAGCCUACACCGCGGCAUACACCGCUCCAGUGGCCGCCGCCUACUCCGCCUACUCGUACCCCUAUGCGUCCGCCUACUCCGCCUACCCCUAUGCCGCCUACUACCGUUAAGACUGGAUGAAUGCAUCGUGAUCUUAACCUGACUGCUGAACUGGACCUGAAUAUAUACAUAUACAUAGCUAUUGCAACAAGGAUACGCACCUUCCUGCUAACCACCUGCAACAUCCAAUCUUCUUACAUCCCUGGUGUUAGUUCGGCAGACUCUACAUUUCCCCACCUCUGCCGACUGCUGAAAGUUAAGUCAUGGGAACAGGACAUACCACUUAAAGAAAGGAAAUAUUUUUGUUGAAAUAAAUACUGCAUUUUGCGUAAAACGUA